UACCUGAGCGCAAUAAGUGACUGGUUGGCUUCAAUGUAAAGUGCUCACGGGUGUUAGGUGAGGCGACGUGUAAGUGAAAGCGAAUUAUGAAGUGCCAGCCAGGCCACGAGUGAGUGUUCAGUGUCGUUGUGUUCCAUCAAAUUCAGCUUUUUCCUAUAGACGUCGUCGUAGCCUCGAAGAUGCUGGGUGAACGUGUGGAACUUCCCAGUCAUUCCUGAUGUUGAACGGGAUGCUGGAAAGGUGCAGAACACUACAGCAGUGUCGAGAUGCUGGCGCCGUGCCGGCGGGUGUUGCGUCUCUGGCCGGUGCUCUUAUCUAUCUCGGCGCUCUCCGUCGUUUUGCUGUGGCGCAGUCACGAUGACGAAGAAGCAGCGCCGGAUGAAACAGACAGGGACAAUUGGGUGGCUGUCAGGUUGGGGCAGGACCAGAAGGAGUAUAUAGAUCGCCGAGGUGUUCAUGUUGUGGUGGGUCACUACAUGGGGGAUGCAAACAACAUGCAGAACCCUCCUAACCUCACAGAUGAGCUUCUGAAUGCGAACAUGUUUGACCCACGACCCAAUGAAGGAAGAAAUGGGCAGCCAGUAAUGAUCCCAUCCCAUGAGCUGCUCAAGAUGCAGCAGCUGUUCCACAUCAAUAGGUUCAACUUGAUGGCCAGUGAUCGCAUCCCGCUGAACAGGACUUUGCCGGAUGUGCGCAAGAAGAGGUGUCAGAAGAAGCUGAAGAACCUAAGCCACCUGCCUGCGACAACAGUGAUCAUCGUGUUCCACAAUGAAGCAUGGUCCACACUCCUGCGUACCGUUCACAGCGUAAUCAACAGGUCACCCCACAACCUGCUGCAGGAGAUUCUCCUUGUGGAUGAUGCCAGCACGAGAGCAUUUCUGCGGGAGCCCCUGGAUGAGCAUGUGGCAAAGCUCCCAGUUUCAACCCGGGUUCUGCGCACCAAUGAACGAGUGGGUCUGGUGAGAGCUCGGCUCAUGGGGGCCAAGGAAGCUCAAGGACAGAUCCUCACCUUCCUGGAUGCCCAUUGUGAAUGUACCAUUGGCUGGCUUGAGAGCUUGAUCUCCAGAGUUGCUGAGGAUAGGACUCGUGUGGUGUGUCCAGUGAUUGACAUUAUCAGUGAUGACACUUUUGCAUAUGUGAGGAGUUUUGAGCUCCACUGGGGUGCCUUCAACUGGGAACUGCACUUUCGUUGGUAUACUCUUGGGGGCGGUGAGAUCAAGAAGCGAAAAGAAGACAUCACAGAGCCAUUUAGGACUCCAGUAAUGGCUGGUGGGCUCUUUGCAAUGGAUAAGGAUUAUUUCUUUGAGAUUGGUGCCUAUGAUGAUCAGAUGGAAAUAUGGGGAGGUGAAAAUCUGGAGUUAUCAUUCCGGGUGUGGCAGUGCGGUGGCAGUGUGGAGAUAGCACCCUGCUCUCAUGUUGGCCACCUCUUCCGCAAAUCCUCGCCAUACACGUUCCCAGGGGGAGUUGGUGAGGUGCUGUACUCUAAUCUUGCAAGAGUUGCUCUUGUGUGGAUGGAUGACUGGAAGGAAUUUUACUUCAAGUUCAACCCAGGGGCUGCCCGACUGAGAGACCGUCAGAGUGUGAGAUCACGGAUCGAACUCCGAGAGAGGCUGAAGUGCAAGAGUUUUGAGUGGUACCUAGACCAAAUCUGGCCACAGCAUUUCCUGCCUAAGGAAGACCGCUUCUUUGGUAAGAUACGUAGCCGUCAGUCAGGUGGCUGUCUGCAGAAGCCACUGGGUAAGGGCAGUCUGAACCAGCCCAUGGGCUCUGCUACUGUAAUCAGUUGUACUGAGGAGCCAAAUCUGCUGCAGUUGUUUGUCAUGUCUCCCUCAGGAGUCAUCAUGACAGAUGAAUCUGUGUGCCUGGAUGCCCCUGAAAAGGACCACACCACGCUGCAACCCAAAGUUCGCAUCAUGGCCUGCAGUGGGCAGGACCGCCAGAAGUGGAGCUACAAUUCUAAUACAUUCUCCCUGCAGCAUGUUUCAAGUGGAAUGUGUCUGUCCCUGCCAGAGUCCAGCAAUUUGGAAGAAUCUCUGGUUCUGCAGGCCUGCACACAGCACAUCAGCCAGCAGUGGCGACUGGAAGCAGUUCAAUGGAAGUGAAGGUGCCAUACUGAAGUAAUUAUUUUACAAAAAAGCAGGAAUUUGUGACUCACACCAAAAUUGUGCAGUGCUGCUAAACAUUGACAUGUAACACAAGUUAUUUCAUUUCAUAGCUCAGCAUAGGAUCUAGUUUUAUGUGCUUGUGUGGAUUACAAUGAAUUUGAUCAUAUAACAGACUAUAAAGAUGGAGGCAGCAGGUUGCAGCAAUUUCCCCUUGAACCUCAAUAACCAUCUACACUUCCACAGGGUGAUGAAAUCCAGAAGACUAGAAUUCAGCAAAUUUUAUAUCCAAUCAAAAUGCUUCUGUCUGAGCAAGGGACAUUCUGUAUCAUACUGUAAAGUACAGUAAUUUCCAUAUUGGAAACCGUGAUGGACUGUGUGCUUAUGAAUUCUAUAUCAGUUCAGAUCUUUCAACCCAAGUGCAGAUUCAUGGUUGCAUAGAAGUGUACUAAAUUUGACUGGUAGCUGAGACUAGUUACUGUAUCUACUAGUGAGAAAAGAGAAUUUGGAUGAAAGUUGUAAAUUUUGUAACAAUCUGAACAUGUGUUAUACCAAAAAAAAAAAAAAAAAAAAAAAAACAAUUUAGCCCGCAUUCCGUCCAUAGUUAAUGUUGGGGUAGCCCACUACAUCUAAUACUUUAGUGUAUUAAUGAUAACAUUCCAAGAAUUAUGAAUUUUAUUUAGUCACUUUGUAAUGCAAGGUCUGUGAUCACUAAUCAGAAGCAUCUUUAUGGAUUGUGAUUUGCCAAUUUACUAUUUUUGGCGGAUUCACAAUGAAAAAUUGCAGAAGUGCACCUUCAAUGCGUCUGCAUGUACAGACUCAAGAACUGUAGAACAGAUUUUUGUAAAAUUAUGUA
Cryptotermes secundus is the source of this 2958-nucleotide messenger RNA. RefSeq names its product polypeptide N-acetylgalactosaminyltransferase 1. Gene Ontology annotation, cellular component: Golgi apparatus. The transcript is spliced from 13 exons. The record is from RefSeq and is a predicted model, not a curated record. The coding region runs from base 267 to 2102 and encodes 611 amino acids. Lineage: Eukaryota; Metazoa; Arthropoda; Insecta; Blattodea; Kalotermitidae.